GAUCCUGCCUGUGACCCAUACGGAGAUCUCACCAGAACAGCAGUUUGACAAAAGUAUACAGAAACUCCUAGCAACUAGGAUUGCUGUCUACCUCAUGACAUUUCUAAUCGUAACUGUGGCCUGGGCAGCACACACCAGGUAGGGAAUUAGACCUUUAACACAAGGUCCUCAUUGUCAGGAUUUACUCAGGGUAGGCAAAAGACAUGGACUGUUAUAAUACCACAGAGAUGUUUUGUACUUGUUAUCUGUGGGCUCCUCAGUUCACAUCUUGUGUCCCAGGGGAGCUACCUCUUCCCACCCUGGCCUCUAGUUCUCUGAGACUUAUACAUGGUCAAGAUUGCUUCAAAGAAGACCUGGCUCUACAACACCACCCUCCCUCUUUUCCUUUCUGUUAGGAAAGGCAGAAAAGUGUCCACCUACUAGACCAACUGGAAGACCAGAAUAGAACAUGGCAGAGAAGAUAGAAAAUACAAGCUUAAUGGCUGUGUCUCAGUGGUUUAUGGUUAUACAGGGAAGGGUUCUUCCCUGUAUGGAAGCUGAACCUAUAGAUUACAUUCUGAUAUCUGAGUUUUGUUCUAGGGAAGAAUAAGGCUCUUUAAGAUCCCAGGACACAGGGCUCCAUAGCUGCAUGAGCUUCUGCCCACUGAAUGCCAGACAGGCAGGGGGACAAGAGGCUUCUAUAGGAAGAGCUGGGCAUGUGGGUUUUAUAUUCCUGGCUGCAGAUUAGCAUGUUCAAAGGAAAUAUUCUUUAGAGAAUGCUCAAGGUACAGAAAAACUUGCAGAUUCUAGUAAACAUUUCAUGACCUACCUCUCCUCCCAUCCCCCCACCCCCUACCCUCCCACCCACCCCCCCCCCAUGUAGGGAGAGGGAAGAAACAUCUAUGUAGUAGGCCAGAUUGGCCUUGAACUCAGAAAUCCUGCCUCUGCUGCCUAAGUGCUGGGAUUACUUACAGGCAUGCGUUCCGCUUACUGCUAUUUAAAAGUGCAGCAUGUGUUUCAUGUUACACACUUGUUCUCAGCAAGAUGAUGGUGAUACAUGUUCAAAACCUACGCAGGCUUAUCCUUUUGGUCUCCCUAUAACUUUAACCAACCUUCCCUAUACUAGCUUCAUGGUUCUUUUACCAGUGCCACACCCACUGUGGAACACAUCAACAGUCAGGUUGUGAGGCUCAGGGGCCUGUGAGGAACUUCAUAGAGCUUCUGUGGCUUGCUUUGAGUGCUCUCUUAUACAUGAACUUAGAACCAGCAGGUAGCCAGCUGCCUCUAGGAUAGAAGUCCUUCGGUUUCGGCUUAUUAAGAAAGACUUCAGCCCAAAUGAGCCUGUGUCACUGCCAUGAGCUGGAGGUGGCUUCCUAGAGUGGGGGGUGGCAGUUCAGCUGAGUCCAGUCCAAAAAGAAGGCCAUGUGCUUGGUUUUGGGUGGGUAACAUCUGAGCCAUGGUCAGGUACUGUUGGUGGCAACCCUACUGUAGGGCCCAGGCAUCAUAGGCUUUAGGACCCUUGGCUGCCUAUGCUAGUAGACCAAAGAUAAUCCUCCAUUUUGUUUUCUACUUACAUUGUAUCUCCAUACAAAACUAUCUCUGUUAAAUAACAAAUUUUAACAAAUGCAGUAUAUGAGAUCUUUGGGGAAAGAAUUAAAAAAGGAGCACUUCCUUUCUUCAUACUGGAUUUUAGACAUAAUGUCUAAGAAAACCAAUAUAUUGCAUGAUAGAACUCUAGCUCUACAUCCCCAGAAGCUUAUUCCCCGAAAGUGUGGCCAGACAACUCAUGGGCCAGGAGACUCAUAGCCACACUGCUAGUCUUGCCUUUAGCAGGAACUCCCUGGACAGUUAACUCCCCUACUUCAAGACUCUAUGAAAAGACUGUCCAUAAAAGCUGCCAGUUGUACAGGUGGCUUCUUCAGAUUGUAAUGGAAAGAAUGUCUGAAAAAGAUUGUUCCAGGUUGUUGGAAAAAUAGAUGAUACACUUGCCUUGCUCAACCUGGCUUGUAUGAUGACUAUCACCCUUCUGCCAUACACAUUUUCGCUAAUGGUAACAUUCCCUGAUGUGCCCCUGGGCAUCUUCCUGUUCUGCAUGUGUGUGAUUGCCAUUGGAUCUGUGCAGGCAAUGAUUGUGGGUUAUGCCUUUCACUUCCCACAUCUGCUGAAUCCACAAAUCCAGUGCUCUCCACACAGGGACCUGUCCCAGCGGCAUAUCCUACACCUAGUCCUCCGUGGUCCAGCACUGUGUUUUGUUGCAGCUGUCUUUUCCCUCUUCUUCUUCCCCUUGUCAUACCUGCUGAUGGUGACUGUCAUCUUCUUCCCUCACAUCAGCAAGGCUACCACCUGGUGCAAAGACAAGUUUAUGGGCCACAGGGAGUCUCCAGCUCACAACAUGGAGCCCUUCAGUAUUGACCUGUAUGCGCCCCUCAGCAAAGAGCGGGUAGAAGCUUUCAGUGAUGGUGUCUAUGCCAUCGUGGCCACACUUCUCAUCCUGGACAUCUGUGAGGACAAUGUUCCGGAUCCCAAGGAUGUGCAAGAGAAAUUCAGUGGCAGCCUUGUGGCUGCCCUGGGUGCAUAUGGGCCACAAUUCCUGGCAUACUUCGGCUCCUUUGCCACAGUGGGUCUGCUCUGGUUUGCCCACCACUCACUUUUCCUGCAUGUCCGGAAGGCUACACAGACCAUGGGGUUACUCAACAUACUGUCACUGGCCUUUGUGGGUGGCCUCCCUCUGGCCUACCAGCAAACCUCAGCAUUUGCCCAGCAACCCCGUGAUGAACUUGAGCGUGUGCGUGUCAGCUGUGCCAUCAUCUUCUUUGCCAGCAUCUUCCAGUUUGCCAUCUGGACUACAGCCCUGCUGCAUCAGACAGAAACACUGCAGCCAGCUGUGCAAUUUGGUGGGCAGGAGCAUGCUUUCAUGUUCGCCAAGCUUGCACUGUAUCCCUGUGCCAGCCUGCUGGCCUUUGCUGCCACCUGCCUACUGAGCCGGUUCAGCACAGCCAUCUUCCAUCUCAUGCAGAUUUCAGUGCCCUUUGCGUUCCUGUUGCUCCGUCUCCUUGUUCGCCUUGCCCUGGCAGGCCUUCAAGUCCUACGGGACCUCUGGCCACAGCGUCCACAAGACCAGGGUGAACCUGAGACACAGUCCCAGCUCUUGCCUGCCCCCUGCUAAUGCCAAGAAAGCCACUCCUGCCUAUCCUAGGCAUACUGUAAGGGGUCCAAUGGAGAUGUCUUAGUACAAGUUUAUUGUGACACUGGGGCUGUGGAUAUAUUGGCCUGGGUAUUGUUUACAUUGUGAAAUAUCAAGAUCUAUUUCAAGAGUGUGAACACUGUUCACACUUUGCAGUGAGGAGGUUUCAUGGGAACUGAAUUUAUUGUUUUUACCCAUUUACUUUCCUCCCUUGCCCACAACAUUGCCAGGGGAAUUUACCUGUCUGACUAACCUGAACAAGCCACUUUGUCAAGUCACUGAGAUCUUGUUUGAGGCAGCAGCACCCAGCCAGGAUCUGAGGUCUAUCGCUAUGUCUUGUUCUGACCUUCACCUUGGAAUGUUCGAGCAAUUGAGUCUAGGCUAACUCAGGCUGAGAAGUUCCUGUCUGGCUCACAUCCUCAAAAGUAUAGAGCUUCCCUGGUGGGACUGCCAGUCUGUCUGCCCAUUCCUGUACCAGUUGUUAGACAAAGACAAGAGGCAGCUAUGGGACAGCAAAGCCCACACUGUGUAUUUGACCCAGAUAUAAAUUAGAUCACAUUCAGGUAGUGAUAAAUUACAUACAAAGACAGGACCAGUGCACAGGACACACUCCGCAUAAGGACAAUCUCAUUUAAAUACAGAGGACAUGCUACACUGGCUGUAAUUUACAAACAAUUCCUACAGAUUGAAAUAAAAAUGAAAAAUUACAU
Molecule: messenger RNA, 3873 nt
Organism: Mastomys coucha (southern multimammate mouse)
Lineage: Eukaryota; Metazoa; Chordata; Mammalia; Rodentia; Muridae
Gene: Tmem175
Product: transmembrane protein 175
Exons: 9
Coding region: 1988-3145 (385 amino acids)
Cellular component (GO): lysosome; endosome
Molecular function (GO): proton channel activity; potassium ion leak channel activity
Source: RefSeq, a predicted model, not a curated record